UAUUGCAUCAGCGUCGGCAAUCAAGACCUAUAAAAUAAAUUUUCAUCGAAAAACUUUCAAAAAAAUCAAUAAAUAGCUGAAAUACGUGUCGAUUCCCUUAUGCGAAUGCACAUGUUACCAGCUGGGAAAAAGUAUACUACACCAAUAACUUGAUAAACGAAUCGAAAAAUGAAAAUGGAAUAAUUAAAAAUGUAAUAUUUUAGGGAUAUCCUAAUAGUUAUUAUUAGGAAAUUUCAAAUGGUUACCUGAAAAUGUGACUACUUGUCUUUACUUAAAGACAUUAAACAAAUCAGUUAUAAAUCCAAGCAGUGCUUACACUUGGUAGAUACCAUUGCUAUAAAAAGGCUGUCUUGAAGAUUUUAAUUUGCAAAAAAAAAGAGUUUUAAGAAGAAAAAAAAGAAUUAUAUAAAAAUGGCAGCGGCAGUUGACAUGCCGUCGCCAGCAAUCAGUCCUAGAGAACUGGAACUGGAAACAUCUGAAGAUCCAGAUGGCAAUUUGUUCUCCCCAGGACAUGAUGUUGAAGUAGAUGCCUCACCACUCACUUCAAAGACAUCUUUCAUCAGUCCUAAUCAUGAAGAAUAUGAAUAUAUUUGUGAUGUAAUAAAAGACAGAAUAGAAGAAGGACAAGGGGAGACAAUUUAUGAAAUAGGAACAGGAGAUGGAGAAACACCAGGUCUGAAUGAAGAAGAUCUCCAGGCUAGUGCUGCUACAUUGAAAAUGAUAGCUCAAACUCUAGGUGUGGAAAUGGUUCUGUUACGAGACAAAAGAGAAGUGGAUGGCUGUGUUCAUGAGUAUCUUUUAAGGAGAAAGUUGGAACCAGCUGACUUUAUGGAAGUUCGAGUUGCUGUAGUUGGGAAUGUAGAUGCAGGUAAAAGUACAUUACUUGGUGUACUGACACACGGGGAGCUAGAUAAUGGUAGAGGACAUGCAAGACAGAAAUUAUUCCGACAUAAACACGAGAUGGAAUCAGGGAGAACAAGUAGUGUGGGGAAUGAUAUCUUAGGGUUUGAUGCCACAGGAAAAGUGGUCAACAAACCAGAGCAUGGAAACUUAGACUGGGUCCGAAUCUGUGAGGAAUCAGCGAAGGUGAUAACUUUUAUAGAUUUAGCAGGGCACGAAAAGUACUUAAAGACAACAGUUUUUGGUAUGACUGGCCAUGCUCCAGAUUUCGCAAUGUUAAUGGUUGGAUCAAAUGCAGGUGUUAUCGGUAUGACCAAAGAACACUUGGGAUUGGCUCUGGCAUUAAAUGUUCCUGUGUUUGUUGUUGUUACAAAAAUUGAUAUGUGUCCUCCAAAUGUCCUUGCAGAAACCUUAAAAUUAUUAACAAGAAUUCUGAAGUCACCGGGUUGUAGGAAAAUUCCUGUUAUGGUCCAGAACCAGGACGAUGUGAUCGUUUCAGCAAUGAAUUUUACUUCUGAAAGAAUGUGUCCAAUUUUUCAAGUGUCCAAUGUGAGUGGAGAAAACUUACCACUGCUACAAACAUUUAUGAACCUUCUAUCAACACGAUUAAAAAGUCUACCAGCAGCACCAGCAGAGUUCCAGAUAGAUGAUACAUUUUCUGUGCCGGGUGUAGGGACUGUUGUAUCAGGGACUCUAUUACAAGGCAGUAUAAGGAUCAACGAUGUACUUAUGUUAGGGCCAGAUGCCUUAGGAAACUUCCAACCAAUAGCUGUUAAAAGUAUACAUAGGAAACGAAUGCCGGUCAAAGAAGUCAGAGGUGGACAAACUGCUUCAUUUGCUCUUAAAAAGAUUAAAAGAUCAACAAUUAGAAAAGGUAUGGUAAUGGUAUCACCAAAAAUAGAACCUAAAGCAUGCUGGGAGUUUGAAUCUGAAGUAUUGGUAUUGCAUCAUCCAACUACAAUAAGUGUCAGAUACCAGGCAAUGGUGCAUGUGGGAAGUGUAAGACAGACAGCAACAAUUGUUCAUAUGACAAAGGAACAUUUAAGGACAGGGGAUAAAGCUAAUGUGAGAUUUAGGUUCAUUAAAAAUCCUGAAUAUCUGAAGACAGACAUGAAAAUGGUGUUUCGUGAAGGAAGAACAAAAGCUAUCGGCUCCAUCAUAAAAUUACAUCCUCAUGUUAGUGCGGUGGCACAAAAUACGCGGCAGCAGCGAGCACAGAAAAAGGCAUUAGAAGCAAAUCAUCAGGUCAACCCAGCUAAUGAACCACAGAAAGCUAGCAAAAAGUCAAAACGUGAUGUGUCUAUCACAAACGACGUGUCAAUUACAAAUGACAAUAUUCAACCUGUAGUGGAACCUAGAGUUAACUCCCCUACAGCAGUGACAGUUGAGUCAUAAUUUUGUAAAAAAAAAACAACCAAACAUAAAGCAUCCAUCAUUAUUUAUAAUUUUGAGUGAGUAUUUUCCUUUUGGACAGUCAGGUAAAAUGAGAAUUUAAUUGAAUAAAUAUUUUUAAAAAUUAA
Mytilus californianus (California mussel) is the source of this 2420-nucleotide messenger RNA. RefSeq names its product GTP-binding protein 1-like. Gene Ontology annotation, biological process: translational elongation. The coding region runs from base 412 to 2295 and encodes 627 amino acids. Gene Ontology annotation, molecular function: GTPase activity; GTP binding; translation elongation factor activity. Lineage: Eukaryota; Metazoa; Mollusca; Bivalvia; Mytilida; Mytilidae. The record is from RefSeq and is a predicted model, not a curated record. The transcript is spliced from 11 exons.